This is a messenger RNA of Cylicocyclus nassatus, 1317 nucleotides long. NCBI's taxonomy places the organism in Eukaryota, Metazoa, Nematoda, Chromadorea, Rhabditida, Strongylidae. The record is from the annotation of a GenBank genome assembly.
AUGUUGGUCAAUGUUGAUCGCCUUCGCUCGCUACAACAAAACAAGGCCUUCAAAAAAUAUGCCAUCGUCACUGCUUCCACUUUCAUAGUACUGGUGGCCCUCACAUUCGUGCUUUUGAUGUUUAAACCGAAAGAAAAGGACAUGAGAAGGGACACAGAAGCUUCGGAGUCUGACACCAUUGGCACCACCACACCAAUGGCAACAAGCAGCUCAGAUUCUGACACCAUUGGCACCACCACACCAAUGGCAACAAGCAGCUCAGAUACUUCACAGUUUGACAAAACACCUUUGGCAGUUAUAACAAUUAUUCGCGAAGGCGCACAUGCUCCAAAAGAAUUUAAAAAAGAAGAAACCCGACUAUCAUAUCCAAACCUCGAAAAUGAACUGACAGAUCUUGGCAUCAAUGAUUCCUUCGAGUUAGGAAGGUACCUCGGCAAACGAUAUGUCGAAAGCGGUUUCCUCAGAAAGCCUUUGCUGCCAUCAGAAGUUUACUUCCGAAGUCGAAGUUCCAGCAAGCACCUGCACAGCGCUGCUUUAGUUGGAUCAGGCAUGUGGGCAGGAGAAGACGGACAGUUUACCGCAGUACCCAUAUUUAGUGAAGAGGAGAAUGAUGAGAUUAUAAGAAGUCCAGAGGAAAUGUUAUGUGAUUGGAUCGCGGGUAUAUACACGCACAAUUGUGAAGGUAUUGAAGAGGCCCGCGAUGAUUUCAAACAAUUCAAUACUUUAUAUGAAUGCUUUUAUCCAAACACUCCAAUUCCUUACGAAGACGAGGAGAAGUUUGCUAGAGUAGUUGACUUGGGGUAUAAAUACGAAAACGGUAUGGCCGUACCGGAGUGGUUCAACGAUGUAAGUGAGCAACUAUACAAGUUUAACGAUAAGGCAUAUAGUUUCUGGUACUGUGCUAAUGAUUUCCGAAAUCUUAGAGUUUUAACUUCAUUGCAAGGACCAUUCUUAAGUAGAAUUUUGGAUGAAUUACUUGAACAAUGGAAUGAAUAUGAAGAUUUUGGAUCAGUUAGAAGAAAGUUCAUAGCCUAUUUUGUGGAAGACUAUCUACUCUUUACAAUGUUACAUGCGCUUGGAUGUGGAAAAGCUGCUUUGGGUGAGAGGUUUCCCAAAUAUAGUGCAAUACUAAUGUUGGAAUUGUACAAAAGAAAUGAAGAACCAGUUGUAAAAUUACUUUACAAAGAGAAAACGAUGACUAGCCCUGUGGACAUCACCCGUAACAUACGAGGAUGCUGUUCCACACCAUGCGAUUAUGAAAAGUUAGCAGACUAUUGUUGGGACAUUAGAGUUAAUUAUGACGAUAGAUGCGGUUAG